AUGGUUUCAUUAUUAAUGAUCAUUUGUGUCAUGCAUAUAUUUCUGGUCCUAGAUUGUCAGCCAAUUAUAAGCUGCUACUUCCAGAUGGAAAAUCCACCUCUAAACUAUUUGGAAGAAAAUUUAUGCACUCAUUAUAACCUGAUCGGCUCCUGUACAAUCGAUGAACAUCACCAUGUCAUCUUGCCUAAUAGGAGCGCAUUGGCUACCACAAGAGAGUGGUUGUAUGAUCAACGGCCAUCUCCUAAGCUGUUAAUUACUCUUACACCUGUCAACAGUCGCAUGUCACAUCUCGUAAAAAGCAGUGAACUACGAAGAAAACUGGUAGAAAAUGUAACACGGUACUUGGUUACGAAUGAGGUGAGCGGUUUCGACAUUGACUGGGAGUUCCCAGUAUGGAGUCGGGAUGCACAGCCCACAGAUAGAAAAGGUCUGUCUGUCCUUAUCAAAGAAUUGCGGGAAAGUUUCGAUCAGGCGAAACCCAAUCUACUGUUAAGUGCAGCAGUGGCUGCACCCGCUCCAAUCGCUAAUAAGGCUUAUGAUGUUAAUCCAUUCAACAAGUAUUUGGACUACGUUCAAAUCAUGAAUUACGACUUUCAUAUGUACUCUAAAUUGGAACCUUGCACAGGUUUUAAUGCACCACUGUUUUCUAAACAGUAUGAAUUUGGAAUACUCAGCAAAAUGAAUUCGGAUUAUUCGACACAGCAUUGGCUCGAAAGGGGUCUUUGGGCCAACAAGACCAUAUUCGGCAUACCCACUUACGGACGUGGCUACACACUUCUUAACAAAUAUUUUCACUUCCUCUACGCUCCAGCUGUCGGACAUGCAAAUAUUGGUGCUGCCUAUCCAUUUGUCAAGGUGUGCAAUCUAACGAAAACAAAGAAUUAUAAAUAUGUGUUUGAUGAGAAGACACGAUCGGCAUAUAUACACGGUGGUGAUCGGCAAUGGUUGGGGCUAGAAAAUCCAAUAACGAUGUUUUCGAAGGCGAGCUACAUAAAAACACACAAUCUUGCCGGUAUUAUGAUAUACGACCUGGCAUCUGAUGACUAUAAAGGAGUGUGUAAGCGGGGAACAUAUCCAUUAAUAAAUGCAGCCAAAGUGGCAAUAUGUAAUGAGAGAUAA
Brugia pahangi is the source of this 1119-nucleotide messenger RNA. The record is from the annotation of a GenBank genome assembly. NCBI's taxonomy places the organism in Eukaryota, Metazoa, Nematoda, Chromadorea, Rhabditida, Onchocercidae.